UAUCAAGACACGCGAAAUUAUCAACUAGGUUGGCAGCGUGACUUGUAAGUUGAGAUAAGCUGCUAACAUGACUUUGAGGCUGGGAUAGGCUGGUCACGUGGCUUUGAGGCUGGGAUAGGUUAACGCAUGACUUUGAGGCUGGGAUAGGUUAACGCAUGACUUUGAGGCUGGGAUGGGUUAACGGGUGACUUUGAGGCUGGGAUAUCGUUAUUUGUUACUAGCGUAUUAACGAAUAAAUGAUAAAACACUGCCAGACGCAUUAAUUUCAAUAAGUUUAACUACAACUUCAUUCACGAUCUGAUGUAGCAAAUGCAACAGAUUUGUACACGUAGGUCUAGCAUUUUACGUUACAAUGUUACAACCUUAUCACCCUUUUUAUUUCAAUGUCUACAUACGCACACAUAAACAUCAAGAAAGAAUGCUUCUAGAUGAAGAGCUACAUCAAGAAAUGCUAUCAGUCUGAUAACACAGCACUUUGUGUAAACAUUUCUCUUGAACUUAAUGGCUAUCUGUCUGACAACCAAUAUGUGCUACUAACAUAACAACAAUGUCCAGGCGCACGCUUGACCACGUGCCGCUGUUGCGCUGCAAGGAGGGCUGGGGAGCAUACCGCCAACUUCAGACCCUUCAGUGUACAGAUGUUCCCGCCCACUAACUGUCAGACAGUCAAAUUGACCAACCAAGUAUGAAGAAGACCCUCACACCUGGUGUCUGGGCGUGGCUAAACGAUCAAAUGAACAUUUCCAAAUGACGUCAAGGCAAUGGAGUGGAAAGAAAUUUGAACAUUUCUGUAUGCGUGCUAGUGAUAUCCAAGUGGAUUUCUUGGCCACAUAUAUAAACAGUGGUCUGAAGCAAUCAUCCUUCGAUUGCUUUCAUUUCGAUCAACUUUGAAUUAGAAGACACUACUUUGUGGAGAUAGAGCGUGAAAGUUGAACUCGGACUAUAACAUUUGAACUACUCUGAUUGUAAUACUAAUUAAGAUAUGAUUUAGUCGAGACUGUCUCUGUGUGUAUAGUACUGGAAUUCAUUUUUAAAAAGUUGUUGGCCUCAAAGAUUAUUUCGAUCAUUUUGUAAAGCAUUGUGUUGAUGUGAAAUGAAUCCCCUGAAAGUCAAGUGGUUCCAUACUUCUGCCAAGGCCAGAGUUUGCUACGCUUGGAUACUAGUGCGACUUGGAAUACAUCGCCGUGCUCCAGGACGUUUCCGUGCAAUCUUUUCUAAAGCUUCAGACUGGCUGGAGGCCACAGUUGAACAGCUGCUCUCUGGUACAACCAUGACUCGUCCACAUUUAGAUCUAUCUCAUGCUAUAACAUCUGUUCACACAGCUUAUAACGACCUACAACAGGAGAUGGCUGCUUUACAUUCUGGCAAGAAGAAUCUGAAAGAAAGUGUAGAAAAUGUUAAAGUCAAGUUUUUAGAUCUGCUGGAUGUUUGUGGUAUAAAAGAUGCAGACAUUCCUUUAUUUGAAGAGUUACAUAUGCGGCACAAACAUCAAACUCUAAUCACAAGUUUUGGAAUCAUGUUCAAAGGUUCAUCUCACAUGAAUCCACAAAGAAUCAACAGACAGGCAAGAUGCAACCCAACAAUCUAUGCUGAUAUGCUAAUAGAGCAACUGUUAGCUCAGGCUGGAUCUAAUGACUCUGACUCCUCUUCCCCUCCAGCUAUUGACUCGACUCCAGAACUGCCAAUUUCAGAGUCUUCUGGCUCCCUUGAUGUUCAAUUCGCAUCAUUGUUUGACAUGAUUGAGUCAGAUUUACCAACCACAACUUCCAACAGCUUUAGCACAUCUGAUGGUUACCCAAAAGCCAGUGAAACAUCUCCAGACAUUCCAUUACCAAGUCGUGAAGAAGAGUUACGAGAAAGAGAUGCUUAUUACUGUGACAUUACAAUAGACAGGCAACACAAGGUCGAGGACAUCAAGUCUCCACUUAGUCAGCAGUCCUAUACAGUAGAAAUACCUGAUGCAAGUAAACUAUUAGUCAGAACUGUGGAAGGGGCAGAAAGUUCUCCCAAGAAUGUAUUAUUUCAAACACCCCGAUCCUGUCUUCGAGCACCUAGGUCCUUUUCUCAUAAGUAUAGAGUCAGUCCAAUCAAAUCUCCAAGUAUGCGCAGACAACAUCAAUUUUACUCAAAUAUUACAUCAUCAUCAUCUUAUUCUUCAUCAGAACAAACACCCAGAAGAUAUUUACAUUACUACAAUCAGAAAUCAGCCAGCUACAGGUCAUGCACAACACAUCCAAUAGCUUCAUCAACAAUACUCAUGGACUCUGACUCUUCAAGUCCAGCUGGCAGUGUCUAUACAUGGUCAAUAGAUGAUGAUUCAAGUCCUAAUAACUUAGAAAAGUCCUACAUUCGCAGUACAAGUGAAAAAAAGAAGACACACAAAGCAAAGUCAUCUAGUCAUUCCUUUAAAUAUAUUAGAGCUAGUGACCCUAAUGUAAGCAUUCAUGAUGCUUCUCACUCUUUGGUUCCAUCAGACACUGAUUCUACCUCAGAAUUGCACUCUGAAUUUUCUCCCGUUGAUCGACCAUACAUCACAGGAAAAUCCAGUACUAGUGAUAGUAGUCUAUGUACAGCCGCCAGGUGUAGACCAAGGAGGACAUGUGAGAAAGUGACAAUUGUGGAAGACACUCUGCAGCCCAAUCAAGAACUUCUUGAUUCCAUUCUGACAGACAGUCCACAAAGUGUUGAUUCAAGUGGUAUAUUUGUUCCUCAUAACAGUUACACUUCAGCAGUAGAAAGUGUUGGUUCCCACAAUGGUUGCUCCAGUACUGUCAGCAGUUGUUUCUCCUCUGAUUCCAAUAAAGUUAGGAAAACACCAGGGUGUAAAGCACCACCCCCUACACCCCCACAUACUAGAAACACUUGUACUUAUAUUGCACCUUGUCCAUCGAAAAGUACACCAGAAGAAUUAGAAUUUAAACGACCUUUUACACCAGCUCCACAUAUUGACCAUACAGUCCGAAUCUGUACCAGAAAUCAGGGGGUGACCACUGACACACCUCACAGACCAGCAUCUGUUAGAACUACUUCACAAAAUAGACACUCACUUUUUGUUGUUCCUCCUGGAGUCAUUACAGGACCACCAAAAAUCAAGGACAAAAAAUCUAUAGUGAAAAAAUUGAAACAAUUUAGUAGUCAUUUUUAUAGGAAAACUGAGAAAAUUAAGACUUUGGCAAACUUGUGAAUGUUGUUGUUACCUUAUGUAAAGAGCUAUCUAUAAUUGAGAAUAUAACUUUACUAAGUGACAACAAUUGUUUACUCUUAGGAAUGAAUCUCAAGUGCCCAAGUGAUGACCCCCCAAUUAUGUAUGUAAAUGGGAAAAAAAGUUCUGUACAUUUUGUUAGUAAUGUAUAGUUGUGUGACAUUGUUAUUUAUUAUGUUUCUACAUAUAAUGUUAGAAACCUUUAACUCAAAUGUAUAUAUUUUAUGUAAUUCAAUACUAUUUCUCCAUGUAAAUAUUUGUUUUUAUGCUGCUCAUCCUAGUCUAAGAGUGAUAAGAUUGAAUUUGUCUUAUCAAAGGACAUCUUGUACACUUUCUCUAUUGUGCUGGGUAAUUUAUUCUGUGAUUUACGCAAGUAAAAUGAUCAAUUUAAUAUGAAAUUUUUUAAAUGUAAAACAGUAUAAAAACAAUAUAAAAUUUCAUUUGAACAAUUGCUUAUUUAACUAAAGAUAAUAUAUUUGGGUGUGUGUGUAGAAUUUAAAGUGAUAUACACUAAAAGAAUAUAUUGAUCUAUCUCAAACAAACUUUAUCUCUAAAUGUGCAUUAUACUCUGAUGGUUGUGAUUUACUGUUUGUUCUCUUGUUAAUGCCAAUAAGAAAAUGGUUGAAACAAAAGAUAAAAUCAUUCUCUCACUUCUUCAUUUAUUUAUUGUUGACCAGCAAAAUAAUUGCAACAAAAACAAAAUUGAAAUAAAAAUAAAAUUCCAUUGAUCA
Biomphalaria glabrata is the source of this 3933-nucleotide messenger RNA. RefSeq lists its product as uncharacterized. Lineage: Eukaryota; Metazoa; Mollusca; Gastropoda; Planorbidae. The record is from RefSeq and is a predicted model, not a curated record. Bases 1094 to 3184 code for a protein of 696 amino acids. The transcript is spliced from 3 exons.